Messenger RNA from Phalaenopsis equestris, 946 nucleotides. RefSeq lists its product as uncharacterized. The transcript is spliced from 4 exons. Gene Ontology annotation, biological process: protein folding; protein stabilization; protein import into mitochondrial matrix. The record is from RefSeq and is a predicted model, not a curated record. Gene Ontology annotation, cellular component: mitochondrion. Lineage: Eukaryota; Viridiplantae; Streptophyta; Magnoliopsida; Asparagales; Orchidaceae. Gene Ontology annotation, molecular function: protein-folding chaperone binding; zinc ion binding. Bases 125 to 751 code for a protein of 208 amino acids.
CAAUUGAAAAAGAAUUCAGCUGGUUUGCUCACAGUUCCAAUUAUUUUUCCAAAGGUUUUGUUCCAUUUUCCUUCUCUCUCAAUUCGUCUUCUUCGGUCGUCACAGUUAAUCUCGCUGGCCGUCCAUGGAGUCACUAGUUACUUCCGCGCGAAUCUCCUGCCCUUCAUCCUCCUUCGCUCCUCUCUCCAUCUCCUCCCCUAAAAGAACGAGCUCAUCCAUGCGCCUCCCGCAUCACCGAAUCUCAUCCAAGAAUGGAGAUGGGCAUGAUUUCCACCCCGACACCGAGGAUACGGCUAUCGUCCCUCUGCACAAGAACCGCAGUUCUCUUAUUCGUCUUCCUAAGGAUGAAGCGAUGGGACUUGUUCUGAGCGCGGCGGUGGGGCGAGGUUGGACUACGGGAUCCGGAAUGGAAGGUCCCGCUGCACCGGAAUCGGAUUCCAUCGAUCGAACUGUCUCGACGUUUCCGUGGUCUCUCUUCACUAAAUCUCCUCGGCGGCGGAUGCGUGUCGCCUUCACCUGCAACGUUUGUGGUCAGAGAACUACCCGCGCCAUCAACCCUCAUGCGUACACCGACGGGACUGUCUUUGUCCAGUGUUGCGGCUGCAAUAUCUUCCACAAGCUGGUGGACAAUCUUAAUCUGUUCCAUGAGAUGAAGUGCUAUGUGAACCCGACUUUUCGUUACAAAGGGGAUGUGAGCAUCAAUUUCCUUGAUGGUGACGAUGAUGACUGGAAUAUCUUCCCCGUUAUGUGAGUGGAAUGGAUUCGCUUGGGAGGAUCUCUGGGCUGGUUAGUAAAAAGUAAUCUAUGUAAAUCUAAUAUUAUAGUUACAAUGAUAUUAGAUUUAUCAGUUAACAUUUGUAUAUAGAUGUUAUGUUUCAAAAUCUGUGAAUUUUUAGUAUGACGCUAUUCUCUUUGAAUCUAAGCCUUGAUAUACCUUAUCUGGAAA